Populus nigra (black poplar) is the source of this 840-nucleotide messenger RNA. Its product is annotated as RING-box protein 1a-like. The transcript has 5 exons. NCBI's taxonomy places the organism in Eukaryota, Viridiplantae, Streptophyta, Magnoliopsida, Malpighiales, Salicaceae. The record is from RefSeq and is a predicted model, not a curated record. Bases 128 to 481 code for a protein of 117 amino acids. Gene Ontology annotation, biological process: protein ubiquitination; ubiquitin-dependent protein catabolic process. Gene Ontology annotation, molecular function: zinc ion binding; cullin family protein binding; ubiquitin protein ligase activity. Gene Ontology annotation, cellular component: nucleus; cullin-RING ubiquitin ligase complex.
GAAUAACCCCGGGUUUCUUCGAUCUAGAGUAUUAUAACUUCUAUUUUUGCAUCCCUCUUUCUUUUCUCAUUCUUUUAUAAUCUGUUGACUCUAAAUCACCAGAAUAAAACGAGCAGCGGGAGAGAGAAUGUCAACUUUGGACUCGGAGGUAACCCUGGUUCCAGUAGGCGAGACUUCAGGCACUGCUGGUCCUUCUUCCUCUAAGAAACCAAAGCGUUUCGAGAUCAAAAAGUGGAACGCCGUCUCUCUCUGGGCUUGGGAUAUUGUUGUUGAUAACUGUGCGAUAUGCAGAAACCAUAUCAUGGAUCUAUGUAUUGAAUGCCAAGCAAACCAGGCUAGCGCUACUAGUGAGGAAUGCACUGUUGCUUGGGGGGUGUGUAACCAUGCAUUUCACUUUCACUGCAUCAGCCGAUGGCUCAAGACUCGUCAAGUGUGCCCAUUGGAUAAUAGUGAGUGGGAGUUUCAGAAGUAUGGCCACUAGAACGUUUGGAGCCUCUGGGCACCAUUCAUUCUUGUUUCAAUGGUGUCAAGAAGAAUACCUGGAUUCCUGACUUCUAACGCGCUUUGCCUCAUGUUUGUUCGACUUAUACUCUUAUGGUUUUUUAUUGAAAUUCAGAAUUUCACACAUACUGAGCGCAAUUUUUAAUAGUAUCAAUCAAAAAGUCAGUCUGUUAGGGUGGAUGCAAGAUUAUUUUUUUCCCCUCUUGGAUAAAACUGUUUGACGGGUAUGCCUUUCUUGUUUGUUGAUGUCUCGCAUGCAUGUUCAUGGGAAAGUCUUCUUGAUGUACUAAAUAGAUCAAUUCAUGCAAUUGCAGCUUAUCAUCGAUUCUGGUUCUAGAA